AUGUCCGAAAAUAAGCGCCCGCGCCUCGAUUACCCUACUAUCGCUCCCAGCAACAACGACCAAGCUGUGGCCGAUCCGCCUGCCUCGUCUGAUCAUAGACGGCGCUCGAGCUCAGGCAAAGCCGAGGGUAAACGUCGUUUCGAGUGUAAAUACGUUGGCUGUGGUCGAGAUUACUCACGCGCGGAGCACCUCUAUCGCCAUCAACUCAACCGAUGUCUACGGACCUUUGUGCGCCAGGACCUCUGCAUCCGCCAUCGCGAAAGGCACGAGGUGAGGGGGCCCAUGCCAAAAGGCCACGACCCUCUUCGAGAGCCUCUGUCGCCUCGAUCCUCGUACAGUGAAGAGCCCGCAGUGAGCCCGACUUCUCCUACCUUGAAUAACAUGUUUGCGACACCGAGGCUAGACGGAGAUAACCCUCAAUCACCCAUCCUGAGCCGGCCAUCCUUCUCCAGUGAACCAGCCCUAAAGCCAACAGAUCUCCAAGCCAUAAUUCAACAGAAUGGUUCCGAAGCGAAGGGGACGAGCGACCGUGCAACAUCGCACGCUUUCUCAUCGGGGGUCCCACUGCGGCAUGAUCUCAACGCCAUUCUUCAUCAGCCUGCGCAAUCCGCGAACUACGUUCAAGCAGAUCUGUCGUCAGAUUCGUCCUUGACCGCCCGAGGACCGCAAGGCAUGUCCGACAACGUCUACGAUAAUCUUGACCCAGCCAUCUUAAGCAAGACGCGGACGCAUUCAAACAGCUCUAGAAUUCCCACGGCUGCUGAUUCACAGAUGUCAGACAGGUCUUCGGCCACGUAUACCAUGCCCAACUUGGGGGAUCAGCCAUUUAACGACUCACCGGUUUCCGUCCGAGAUGAAUUUGCCGCCUGGCUCUUUGAAGACGCCGGCGGCUUUCACACCGCUCCGUUCUCGAUGAGCGCGCAAGGGGGCAUUGGGUUCGCCAAUGGCGCCGAGAUAUUUGGCAGUGCGAUGUACUCCAACUACUUUGCUGAUCCGGCUUUGGACAAUUCUUACCCUGGUCUCAGUCAGCAACGCCCAGUCGAAACGACGACCAAGGUACCCGAGCCCUCUGUGGAUAGCACUAUUCUGUCGCACGCAAAACGCGCGUCGCUGAUUUCGUUAAUGGAACGCUUCCACGAAGGCGACAAUCCGUUGGUGCGACGGCUGCGAGAAGAGAUAUUCCAAGGCAAUCCCGACGCAGAGGAGCAUGUUCUCAGCAUUCGUUCUAUGCAACACUACAUCGGCUCGUACUGGUAUCAUUUCCACGCUCAAAUGCCCAUCCUACACCAGCCAACCUUUUCUGCCGACGACACCCACGAAUAUCUCCUCCUCGCGGUCAUGGCCAUUGGUGCCGCAUUCCUCAACAAAGCCCAUGGACGAGCGGUUACAGACGCUGCUGCGCGAUUUGCCACCUUUAUCGCCUGGCAUCUACGUUGGCAAGUUUUUAUGCAUGGUGACUUUCAUCCUCCGGCAAAGCUGUGGAUUUUCCAGACGCUUUUGUUGCUCGAGGUAUAUGAGAAAAUGAACGCGAGUCGAAUGCUGCACGAGCGAUCCCACAUUCAUUAUGCCACCACCAUCAACUUGAUGCGAAGAGGGACAGCUCUGAUUGAGACGGCGAACCAGGAUUCGUCUCGGAUGCCGUCAUCUCCUGAAGAGUGGUGGGGUCGCUGGAUCACAGCAGAAGCCACUCGUCGCGCAGCUUAUGCCGCUUUCUAUCUGGACGCACUUCACGCAGCCAUGUUUGGCCACGCGGCAAUGAUGGUGGUGCAUGAAAUCCGACUCCCUCUCCCGUGCGACGAUGCCCUGUGGUCGGCCACUUCCGCAGCCGAAGUUGGACGCGUUGAAGCUAGUCUGCAUGCUAAUGGGAUCAAACCUACCACGUUCCUGGACGGGCUGAAAAAGACGCUGACAGGCCGCAAAGUUCGGACGAAUAACUUUGGCAGAAUUAUCCUGAUGGCUGGUCUUUUGUCUGUGUCGUGGCACAUGAACCAGCGUGAUCUUCAAGUGUCCAGCCUCGGCGUGUCUCAGACGAUGGGUGUUCCCGACGGCUGGAGGACACCGCUGACGAAAGCGUUUGACUUUUGGAAGAAAGACUUUGACGAGAGCCUCGAACACAUGCGCAGGGCGGCACUACCCUGGCAAAAGAACGACAGUGCCCCUGGUCAAGAGGACAUGGCGCAGACUGCAGAGAUACUCCACCACCUGAGCCACAUGGCAAUGCAUAGCGAUGUCAUGGAUUGCCAGAUCUUUGCGGGUAUCAAGCGACUCUUCGGCAGGGUUGUGACCAAUGGUGAUUACGAGAGGGUCAAGUGCAAGCUUUUCGACUGGGCAAAGGGGCCGAGCGCGAGGGUUGCUGUCUAUCAUGCCCUGCAGCUACUCAAGUCAGUGAUACUGCCGGGGAAGGGCGGCUCCAGAAGGUUGUACAACGCGCGCGACGAUUAUCUUAUGAUGAGACCUUGGAUCCUGUACUUUGCCGCUCUCGUCGUCUGGUCCUACGGUUUUGCUCUGGAUGGAGUGCUUCGGCCUUUCCCAAGCCUUUUACAACCUGAUUCAUCGCCGGGGGCUGCUUCGGCGCGGUCUCACGGCUCCAAUCAGUCGAUGCUCAAUAUGGCGCAUGAUGGCAGCGAGUUUCAGGUUGAAGCUGUCAUCAAGGACGCUCACGCUUUCUUGCAGACAGUCGGGGCGGUGAAAUCCCCGCAACAGCUCGAGUCGAUCAAGGAUGGUCGGAACAAUGUUGUCGGAGUGUUGGCGAUCCUGGAGACGGCCUUUCGGGAUUCAAGAUGGGAGUUGUUGCACGAGGCAGCUGAUCUUCUGCGGAAUGCUAUUGUCCUGCUGCGUGGUGCGAGCCGUCAAUGA
Molecule: messenger RNA, 2856 nt
Organism: Fonsecaea nubica
Lineage: Eukaryota; Fungi; Ascomycota; Eurotiomycetes; Chaetothyriales; Herpotrichiellaceae
Exons: 2
Coding region: 1-2856 (951 amino acids)
Biological process (GO): regulation of transcription by RNA polymerase II; DNA-templated transcription
Cellular component (GO): chromatin
Molecular function (GO): DNA-binding transcription factor activity, RNA polymerase II-specific; zinc ion binding; RNA polymerase II cis-regulatory region sequence-specific DNA binding
Source: RefSeq, a predicted model, not a curated record